UGCGUUCUCGGAACGCCGCCUUGACUCUGUAGUUCCCGCCCAUCUGCUCAGUCUCAGCCUCUGCGACAAUGAGGCUCAAAGAGAGCUCCGCUCAUAUUUGAACUCCUGCAAACAGCCAGAAACUUACCAGCGACACAACAACGGGCUGAAAUACAGAGGCAGAUCAGAGGAGCAUGGGUUGUCACAACAGCAAAGUUUGUGGCCAGGUCUCCCGGAAGAAGAAAAAAAAUGAAGCACAAGGAGCUGAGAAGCACAUAAAGGACAUCAAACUUCAAGAUGGAAGUGGUACACACUCAUCUGUGGAGAAUCUGUUGGAGACUUAUGAGUGUCAGCUAAAGCUACUAAAUGCAGUUUUGACGGCUUCAGGAGACCAGGAGAGAGACCAGCUCCUCAAGGACCAUCCUGGAGACAUCUGCACUUUAGUCCACAGUAUUAUAGAGAAGGUAAAGACUGAGAUAACCACUGAUCUAAAUGAUCUUCAUGAAAAACAGACGAGGAGCACCUUAGAGCAGCAUCAGAGCGCAACAGAAGAGCUACAGCGAUUACACAGUGAAGAGAAGAAUGUUUUAAAUGAGUCUCAUGCAGCAGCUGAGAAUGCACUGAAGGAUCAGAUUGAAGGGCUGACGUCAGAGCUGAAGCUGUUCAACGAGUUAAAGCGCAGAGCGCAGGAGUCCACGCUCAAGAGAGACCUUCAGAGAAACAUUGAGACUCAUGGAAGCCCUGGUGCAUUCUGGGAGCAGGAGCAGGAGAGUCUGUUAUUUGUCAUCGAAAUGAAGCGUGAGCGUUUACAGGACCAGGGGAACAAGCUGCUGCAGAUGGAAACACUGGUGGAGAGGAAUCUGUCGCUGGAGGAUCAGCUCCUGCAGGCGCUCCAGCAGAGCGAGGACUACAGAGUGAGGAUGGACAACUACCAAAGCCUCAUACAACAACUGUCUAAGGAGCAGAACGAGCUGCAGGAGGCGCUAGAGAAGCAGGCUCUGCAGAACCAGAAGCUCAGCCAGGAGAAAGAAGAGCUACUCUUUAAACUCAUACACCGUAGAGACUCAUGCUCCUCCUUCCACCUUCCUUCUGUCAUCCCCAGCUGACCGCAGCAUCACUGUAUCCUCACCCCACCUGGCCUCGGUGCCUUCAUAGUGAUUUUUUUUUUUAAUGCCAGGUUAUAAUGGAGAGUGCUGUGAGCAUGCAGUGCUGAUAUGGACUUACUCACUGCAUUUAUCAUCUUAACUGGCAAAACAAAUAUUUUUGUACAUUUUUGUUUGAAGAGACGUUUCUUAUCAGUUUUUGGUUGCUUUUGAAAAUAGUUGUGGAUCUAUGCAGUUAACUCAUGUUAAGUCUUUUUGUUGUUGAACAAGGUGUAGUAGCAGUUCUUCCCAUUUUUGAUAUCGGUUUUAUUAUUAUUUUUAUUUCUUUCCAGGAAACAGCAGGUAUUGUUAGCAAAUAUUUUUGCCUUAAGGCAUUAUUGGAGCCAGAGCACUUGGACGUGUACAUGAAUAUCUGGGAUCAGAUGCACUUGCACUUUUAUCAGUGUUUUAUUUGUUGGAGAGAUACUGGGCUUAUGGUGAUUACCAGUAUGCUUUCAUUCUACACUUUGCACACAGUAUUUCUUUUUUUUUUUUUUUUAAUCCUUCUGCUUUUCAGUGGUAGGUAAAGUACCGGGGUCCUAUUGGAUAAAAUCUAGUCAUUUUAAGAAGAAGAUUUGAAGAAGAGUCUAGUCUAGCCAUCUUCUGUUUUGUCACCCGGGCAAACCCAAGCUUUGAAAGAAUAAUCGUAAAAUUCGGAACACUCCCAGUAUGCUCUUUAAAGUUAUUAAAUAAUUCAAAAGAAAAGUUCGCACCAAAAUGAAGAGAAAAGUGGAGAAAUUAUCAUUGCAUCACUUGCUCACCAAAGGAUCCUCUGCAGUGAAUGGGUGCUGCAGAUUAAGAGUCCAAACAGAUGAUAAAAACAUCGCAAUAAUCCACACCCCUCAAGUCCAUCAGUUAACGUCUUGUGAAAUGAAAAUCUGUGCUUAAAAUAAACAAAAAUCAAUCGUUAAGGCAUGUUAGCUUUUAAUUUGCAAGAAACAUUAUUAUGCAUUAUCAACUUUUAUUUUGGCUGAAAGCAACAGUUUAUUAUUGUGAUGUUUUUAUCAGCUGUUUGGCCUCUCAUUCUGACGGCACCCAUUCACUGCAGAGCAUUCAUUGGUCACCAAGUGGCCGGAGUACAUUUGGGUUUCAUUUUCUUCUAAUUGCAUUGAUUUUUUUUUUUUUUUUAAAGCAUGCGUGUUAAACAGGUUGCCUUUGUGCCCAUUUUUUUUUUUUUUUAUCUCCCCCUUUUUGUAAGAUAUUGUGAAUUAUUGUAAAUGUUCUGCCAUGUAUAUGUUUACUUCUGCAUCAGUGCCUUUGGUUUAAGUUGUUUCCUGGAAAAAUCAAGCAAUAAAAGCUACAUCAGAGGGACUGUA
This is a messenger RNA of Carassius gibelio (silver crucian carp), 2437 nucleotides long. RefSeq names its product coiled-coil domain-containing protein 69-like. Lineage: Eukaryota; Metazoa; Chordata; Actinopteri; Cypriniformes; Cyprinidae. Gene Ontology annotation, molecular function: microtubule binding. The coding region runs from base 174 to 1085 and encodes 303 amino acids. The transcript is spliced from 9 exons. The record is from RefSeq and is a predicted model, not a curated record. Gene Ontology annotation, cellular component: cytoplasm; nucleus.